Labrus bergylta (ballan wrasse) is the source of this 1131-nucleotide messenger RNA. Lineage: Eukaryota; Metazoa; Chordata; Actinopteri; Labriformes; Labridae. The record is from RefSeq and is a predicted model, not a curated record.
ACUCGACCCUCCCGGCCAGGCCAUCUCCACGGCAACCCAGGAGCUCCUGCGAUUGGCCGAGGCCAACCCCAGCGGCAUAGCGAGCCUGGACCCUGUGAACGACCUCCAGCUGAAGAGCGUGGACGUGGUGGAGGGCUCCAUGAGGCGCCGAGUGCUGGAGGGGAGCCUCAAAGAGUUCAGCUGCAUCCACUCGCCCACUUUUGCAGAGCAGUUUGCUCGGGUUCAGGACAGGAUGGGUGUGCAGGAGGAGUUGGACAGGCUGCUCUUCCUGGUGUCCGAUCAGUCUCUGUCCCUGCUGCCUGAAUACCACCAGAGGAUCAAGGUGCUGCAGUCCCUCCAGUAUGUGGACAGCGGCGGCGCGGUGCAGCUGAAAGGCCGCGUCGCUUGUCAGAUCAGCAGCCACGAGCUGCUGCUGACCGAGCUGCUGUUCGAGAACGUCCUGAGCCCUCUCGCUCCGGAGGAGAGCGCCGCCCUGCUGUCCUGCCUGGUGUUCACACAGAACACGCAGGUGGAGCCGCACAUCACCAACACACUACAAGAGGGCAUCGAUCGGGUGCUGUCUGUGGCCAAGCGUAUCGGAGAGCUGCAGAGGGAAUGUGAGAUACCUCAGACGGCCGAGGAGUUUGUCGGCCAGUUUAAGUUUGGCCUGACAGAGGUUGUGUACUGCUGGGCCAGAGGCAUGCCAUUCGCAGAGAUCGCCAUGCUGACAGACGUCCAGGAGGGCACGGUGGUCCGCUGCAUCCAGCGCCUGGAUGAGGUGCUGAAGGAGGUGCGUCAGGCCGCCCGCAUCGUAGGGGACUCUGUCCUGGGGAGCAAAAUGGAGAAGGCCUCCCUGGCCAUCCGCAGGGACAUCGUCUUCACAGCCUCCCUCUACACACACUGAGAGACACCAGGAGAGAAAGUGUUUGUCUUAGUGAGAAAGACGUGAGAAAAAAUGGGGGAGGUAACGAGAUGGUGUAAAUGAACACAUAAGUGCUGUAUGUGCCUAUAAAACAUGUUGAUGUUUACAUGAAGAUCACUGGAAAUGAAGAAGGGAAUGAUUUUAGUCCACAGACCAAAGUACAGACAACAUGAAAUCUGCAUUGUAAUUUAUUGUACAGUAAUAAAAUCUGUAUUAAACAAAAACAUACA